Zea mays is the source of this 2480-nucleotide messenger RNA. RefSeq names its product zinc-finger homeodomain protein 4. Lineage: Eukaryota; Viridiplantae; Streptophyta; Magnoliopsida; Poales; Poaceae. Gene Ontology annotation, biological process: regulation of developmental process; regulation of DNA-templated transcription. Gene Ontology annotation, molecular function: DNA-binding transcription factor activity; transcription cis-regulatory region binding. The record is from RefSeq and is a predicted model, not a curated record. The transcript has 2 exons. Gene Ontology annotation, cellular component: nucleus. The coding region runs from base 888 to 2036 and encodes 382 amino acids.
CCCCCUCUCAUCCAUCUUCUCUCUGAAAUAACUUUGAAUAUCUGACAGUGCAAGCAAAGCAAAGCAAAGCGAGCACCAAACACUACUGAUAUUUCUCUUCAUAUAAUUCCUACUGGAAAACAGAUAACCCCCUCAUCCAUAAGUGCGUCUCCCUCUUUUCCUCUCUCCGGCUUUCUUUUAUCGCCACAUCGCAGCAGCUAGCGUGCCCUAGCGAGGCCCUCUAGUCACCUCACCUCACUGCAAUGGUGGAAGCUGCAAAGGCUGAAGCCCUUGCCCCCCUGCUCCUUUGUCCUCUCGAUUAGCCCUUGACGCAACAAGGUUGGUUGGCUUUUGGUCUCUUGGUCUCUCUCUCUAUCUCCCUUUCUCUCUCCUCCUCCUCCGCUGUUCAGACAGGGAGAGCACAGAGCAGCCUGCUAGUGGAAAACCUCUUGUGGCUUCCGAGACUCACACACAAACAAACAAAAAAACAAACACUGCACUAGGCUUAAACACAAAACAUCUGCAGCAGCAUGAGAGCUCCUCCUCUUCCUCCUCAAUAGCUUUAAUUUAGUCCGUGUCUCGUUCAAGGAGAGGGAGUUAAGAGUGAAGUGGUGUGUUGUAAAGCCUAGGAUUAGAGAGAGAGAGAGAAGGGGAGGUGUCAGAGGCUCGUCCAUAUAGCUCAUACAUAUACACAUCUAGUGGGGGAGGAAAACAGAAGAGUAUAAGAGUAGGUGCAGUAUAUCAGUAACCAGUAAAUACUUGGACCCAGCAGUAACCAGGACCAGGAGAGAUCAUCAAAGUAACCUUGCUGCCUUUUGAGAACAGAAGCGUCAGCAGCACCAGCAAGAAGCAUCUUCUCUCUGGAGCGGCGCCUCCGAGAAGAGGACGACGGAUCGGGACCAGGAGGCAUGGAUCUAUCUGGCACGCAGGGCGAGCUCGCGAUCCCAAUGCACGCCAACGUCGCGUCGCCCUACGGAGCCGGCGUCGGCGGCCAUGUCCUGCAGCUGCACCGUGACCACGGCAGCAACAACGGCCAGUCUCCGGCGCCGCCGCUGCCACCACCGCCUGCCGCGGCGGAGGAGACGGAGAGCUCGGCGAAGAAGCGCGGUCCGGCAGCCGGGGCCGGCGGCGGCGGGGGCAGCUCCACGGUGAAGUACCGGGAGUGCCUCAAGAAUCACGCGGCGGCCAUCGGCGGGAACGCCACCGACGGGUGUGGCGAGUUCAUGCCAAGCGGCGAGGAGGGCUCGUUGGAGGCGCUCAAGUGCUCCGCCUGCGGCUGCCACCGCAAUUUCCACCGCAAGGAGGUGGACGACGAGGACGACGACAUGUACGGCGCCGCCGAAGGCUUCAGCGGCCUCGGUCUCGGCCUCGGCCUCGGGCACGGCCACGGCCACCGUGCCGCCCGCCGCCUCCUGGCCCCCGCCAUGGCGCACCCGCACCACAAGAGCGGCGGCGGGGGGCUCCUGAUCUCCGGGGCCGACCCCUACGCCGCCUACGCGUCGGCGCGCGCGCUCCCUCCGGCGCUGCCGCCGCCGCCAGGGCACGCCCACCACCACCACCAGUACGUGAUGCCGCUGAACAUGAUGCACACCUCGGAGUCCGACGACAUGGAGGGCGGCCGCGGCGGCUGCGGGGACGCGGCGCGCGGCAGCGGCGGGUCGUCGUCGUCCAGGAAGCGGUUCCGCACCAAGUUCACCCCGGAGCAGAAGGCGCGCAUGCUGGAGUUCGCGGAGCGCGUGGGGUGGCGCCUCCAGAAGCUGGACGACGGCAUGGUGCAGGCCUUCUGCCAGGAGAUCGGCGUGAAGCGGCGCGUGCUCAAGGUGUGGAUGCACAACAACAAGCACAACCUCGCCACCAAGCGCCUCGAGGCCUCGCCGGCGCAGGAGCAGGCGAUGGCGGGCAUGGCGUCGCCGCCGCCGCCGCCGCCACCCCCACAGCUGCACUUGCCUCUGCAGAUGCCCGCUGGAGUCAUGCCGCCGCCGCCGCCGCCGCCGCAGGCCGGGUCGUCCUGUCACCGCGGCGGUCCCGGCUCCCCGCUGCCGCUCAAGCUCGAGUGACCACCGACAACCUGACAAAAAACAAGAAGAGGGUGACCACCAUUGGUGGCCGUUGAUCCGUCCUGGUGGUAAGUGGUAAACUAGCUAGCUAGCAGACCGACGGACCGCAUCGAUGGCUAUUUCACUGUUCCAUUAGUCCAUUCCUUCCCAAGUGAUCUAUCUACCGUCGUCGUCCAAGCAGGGAGAGAAGUGGGUGAUGAACUUUUCUUGAAACAACAAAACGAACAAAGUCCAGGUUAUUAUCGUCUCUUUUUUUUCCUUCCCUUUUCCGGUGCUCGUUGCUUUGUCACAAGGUAGGGGAGCAAGCAACCAAGCAUGCAUGAUAGUAGUAGCUGAUUUCGACUGGACUGGACUGAUUUCCUUCCAAUUUUUUUUCCUGAUGGUGAAGAAAACUAAAUAUCCUACUAGUAUCUAUCCUCCAUUUAUGUUAUGUGUUAGUAUUCA